ACUAAUCUCCCCUAUUCUUUCCUUCCUUCCUUUCUUUUCUUUCUUCUGUCUCUCCACGCCUCCUCUGUCAGGUACAUCCGUACCAUGUACCUGGGCAUCCAGAGUCGUCGUCAGAAGGAGAACCAGAGGCGGUUCUACUGGGCCAUGAUGUAUGAGUACGCUGACGUCAACAUGCUGCGUCUGCUGGAGACCUUCCUGGAGUCAGCGCCUCAGCUGGUCCUGCAGCUCUGUAUCAUGAUCCAGAGGAACCGGGCCGAGACCCUGCAAUGUAUGUCUGUGCUUGCCUCUCUGCUGUCUCUGUCCUGGGUGCUGGCCUCCUAUCACAAGCUCCUGCGUGACUCACGUGACGACAAGAAGAGUAUGAGCUACCGUGGGGCCCUGGUACACCUGUUCUGGCGCCUCUUCACCAUCUCUUCCCGGGUCCUCUCCUUCGCCCUGUUCGCCUCCGUGUUCCAUCUCUACUUCGGCAUCUUCGUGGUGCUGCACUGGUGCGCCAUGGCCUUCUGGGUAAUCCACGGUGGGACUGAUUUCUGCAUGUCCAAGUGGGAGGAAGUCCUGUUUAACAUGGUUGUGGGCGUGGUCUACGUGUUCUGCUGGUUCAACGUGCGGGAGGGUCGGACGCGCUACCGUAUGGUCACCUACUACACCGUGGUGCUACUGGAGAACGCCGUGCUCACCGCUCUCUGGUACGCUUACCGCGACCCCGCCACCACCGACGCCUACGCCGGCUCCGCCCUCUGCAGCGUCUUCUUGUGCUUCGCCUCGGGCGUGGCCUGCAUGGUGCUGUAUUACGGGGUGCUGCACCCCAUGGGCCCAGGGCUCCAGGUCCUGGCCUCCUCCUGCUGCGCUGAACUGCUGUGGGGGCUCCCCCUGCCGCCUGAGGCCGAACCCAUGGCCCCCACCCCGGGUCCCAGAGGCUCCCAGGCCACCCCGACACGGGCCCUGGCAGGGGACUAUGAAGGAGAGUAUGAAGCGGCUACGGACACCUGUCUGCCUGUGUUCCAGGUGAGGUCCACAGAGCCGGUGGACGCGGCCGGGAGACCCAUCCGGCCAGAGGGGCCCCUCAUCAAGAUAGACAUGCCCAGAAAGCGCUACCCGGCCUGGGACGCACACUUUGUGGACCGGCGACUGCGCAGGACCAUAAACGUACUGCAGUACAUCAGCCCCAACGCGGUGGGCAUCAGGUAUAGGGAUGGGCCGCUCCUCUAUGAGUUACUGCAGUACGAGUCCUCCCUCUGA
Molecule: messenger RNA, 1239 nt
Organism: Salvelinus namaycush (lake trout)
Lineage: Eukaryota; Metazoa; Chordata; Actinopteri; Salmoniformes; Salmonidae
Product: XK-related protein 6-like
Exons: 2
Biological process (GO): engulfment of apoptotic cell; phosphatidylserine exposure on apoptotic cell surface; apoptotic process involved in development
Cellular component (GO): plasma membrane
Source: RefSeq, a predicted model, not a curated record